UGGAAAUAAUAACCCGUACCGUAUACCAGUAGGCGACUGGAAGCUAAGUUAUGCCACCUGUCUGCCAACGGGCAGACGGGUGGAAAUUGUGUAAAACCUCAUACUUCAGUACUUAUUCCAUGGGCAGAUGGGGGAAGGAAGAUGAAGAGACGCAGAGGCGAGUUAAACAAUCUUACAACAAACCUCUUUCUGGCCAAAUGCUAAUAAUGAUGUAUAUUCUUGUUUAACAGACAACAGAGCAUCAAUCUAGCAAUCAUUGUUUUAAUUUUAGUGUUGUAUUGUCCCAACAUCUUCAAUCUUUGAAACUGGACAAAAAGCAAUCGCCAGUGUCACCAUUGAUGAUUGAAACGUUUCAGAUAACAGAUAAAUCAUCCUCAAGUUUUUAAAUUUUCCAAUCUGGAGUUCGUUCGAAAUGAUGUCAGAACACUUGCAUAAUAGUAAGGAGGCUCAGAAUAAGAAGAAAAUAUUCCAAGAUGUCGCUAGAUUAACAGUCUUAUGCUGCAUGUGGUAUAUCCUGAGUGCAGGAGAGAACAUUAUAUCCAAAAUUAUAUUGACUGACUUUCCAUAUCCUCUGACUGCUUCAAUUAGUCAUGCUGCUUUUAUAUCUUUGUUUCUUGGGCCGAUUUUGAAGUUAUGGCAGGUGCCUCCCAAUCCAUCUAUAAGUAAAAGAUAUUAUUUUGCUGUGAUUGCACCUCUUGCUUUUGGAAAGGUUUUUGCGUCAUUUACAUCGCAAUUCAGUAUUUCAAAAGUACCAGUUUCAUAUGCACAUACAGUGAAAGCGUCAAUGCCAAUAUUUACUGUCAUUUUAAGCAGAAUGAUUCUCAAAGAGAAACAGCCAUGGAAGAUAUAUUUUUCAUUACUACCAAUUGUUGGUGGAAUAGCAAUUGCAACCGUGACAGAAAUAUCAUUCCAUUUGAUGGGCCUUAUCAGUGCACUUUUCUCAACAUUAAGUUUUUCUUUACAAAAUAUAUUUUCAAAAAAGACUAUGAAAGAUAAAAGAAUUCAUCAUUUGAGACUUCUAUUUAUGCUUUGUAAACUUGGUGUUGUAUUUUUAUUACCUGUUUGGUUAUUAACUGAUGUAUCAAAAUGGCCAACACAUGAUAUUAAGGUUAAAAGCAUGUGGACUCUUUCUCUACUUUUUCUAAUUGAUUGUUUUUGUAAUUUUGCGCAUAGUAUGGUUGCGUUUACAAUCAUAUCUUUGGUAUCUCCACUGUCUUAUUCAGUUGCAAAUGCCACCAAACGAAUAGUAGUUAUUUCAAUGUCUCUUCUAACAUUGAGGAAUCCAGUAACCUAUGUUAAUAUUAUGGGAAUGAGUAUUGCUAUUCUUGGAGUUCUGCUUUAUAAUAAGACAAAGCUUGAUCAAGCGCGGGAAAAGAAGAACGAAAUUUUGCCAACAAGAUCCAACACCUCACUUCACGAUCUUGUUAGUGAACGUUUUACCUCUGUGAACUUAAACGACGCUUCAUUACCAAUACUACACGUACCAGAUGAAAAUCGCGUAUUCAGCGAAGAGUCUCAAGUUUACAGAAUACGAGAUAACCAUAACCAUUUCAGGACGCACGCAGCGCACCACUCAACUCAAAACGGUUCUCCUCCGUCGUUUUCGACAUUCACUGGUGCAAAAAAGGGCAAUCACCCUGGAUACCAUGAUAUAUAGCAAUUUUUGUAAUACAAAAUUGCUAAUUUAGAAAAUGAGUGGCUAUUCUCUUUUAAUGAACUUUUCACAGAAGACAUAGACACACAUUUCAUGUGUAUUUUAUCUGUGGCGAUUAAUGUAAUUUUCAUAAUCCCUUGAAAUAAUUUUUGCAAUUCAAUUGCUGGGUAAAAUGUAUGUUCGGGCCUUAGAAAAUCCGGUAAACAACUCUGUCCCGAUUUGAGAUUUUAUUUUUUGUUGUUUCGGGCGUUUACAUAAUGUCACAGACAUGGAAUUCAUCCACUUUAACGGUUUAGAUUUUCCAAAACAAAGCUCAAAACAACACCCACAAAGAUGUUGAAAGCUAUUUGGUAUGGGUUCAUCUGUAAAUUUACCUGUACAGACACACCGGAAAAUGAUAUUUGAUAUAGCACAACUUGAUCGAUACAUUCAAAAAUCCCAUUUUUGUUCAAAUAUCACGUAAUAGCAUUUUUUCAUAUUGUAUAAUCAGCAGGGCUGUGUAUAUUUUAUGGCUUCAACCUAUUAUAGAAUACACCAUCGAGAACUCCAUUCUUCACCUUUCGCCGAAUGUUACAUAACCCAAAUUUUACCAUGUCAGAUUUUUUUGUUUCUUUUUUUUUUCCUUAUGCUGCGUAUGUGCCAUCGUAUUAAAAAUAUUUUUGGUUGCUUUAUUUGCUGUUAUAUUAUAUUUGCGGUGUUCAGCGAACUCUGUUUUUAAUUUUUAUUUAAUCGUUGGUUUGUCUAACUCCGCACAUUUAUUUUUAUAUAACAUCAAAUCGAAAAACCCCGCUAAGCAAAAUAGUUGUUUUUUUAGCCACGUUUCGAUUCGUUUUUAAUAUAUUGUCAAGUUGGAUUUAUCUCUUUUUCUUUCCGCUUUUUAUUCCAUUGCAAUAAUUAUUUGAAUCCGAGAAUUUAUGUAACAAUCGGGAUCAUUUGCAAUUAAUUAUUCAUGACAAUUGAAAACUAUGGAUGAAAACCCGCCAUAAGCUUUGUUCAGCUAUGAGAAAUAGACAUACUGUAGUUUUAGUUCCCAGCUCUUUGCUGUCAUACAAUUUUGCACUGAUUGCAUAUUUGCCGCACACUAGUCUCGAUCUUUUUUGGCUCACCUAUAUGUACAUUUAACUCAGUACAGUAGACCAUGUAGUAAGGAAACUUUGUCCUUACCUCUUAUACUAUCUCAUGAAAUCAUAGCCUCGCUUCGAACACUUUCAGUAAAAAUUUGUUUCUGAUUUUUUGAACCCGAAACACUUAUCGAAUAUUUGUAUCAUAAUUUACAAUUUGUAUCAUAGGAUGCACACGUUAUGCGUUUUUUUAGUGGAAUGUUUUUGGCACAAGCAGCUGAAAAUUGGACAAAAUUAAAUUGAAUUAAAUCACAUCUAUUCAAUACUUAUAAGUAUGGAAAUCAAGGACUUAGUGCUGUAUAUUUUCUAAUUGUCGAUUACAGUUUGAUUAUAAUUUUUGUAAUCGGUAUCGUAUUUUAAUAAUCGAUAAUAUAAGUGCAAUCGAUUAAUAACUUUAUAUGAUAUUACUAUAUAUUCCAUCUAAGUGCACUUAUUGUACAAUUUUGCUAUUUACAUACACAAAUAUUUCUAAAAUGUACUUUGUUGUUAGCUUUGUACGUGUUUUGAUUGUUGUCUGGAAUCUGGAUAGUUUGUUUCAUUCGUUUAAAAUUUUGAAGAAGUGUGUCUUAUAUUUAUAUGUUUAAUUAUAUUUUAUCCUUGUCCGACUAGUUUGUGAUGCUCAUUAGAGAAAUGUGUGUUGUUUCUGAUCCAAAUUUCUCAUUUUUAUGUCUGAAUUGGUGCAAUUUUUGUAUGCUUUAUAUGUCAAUUGAAAAAUGUUUGGCCUAUCUGCGGAAUUAUUAUAUUUAUUACCACACAUCACCGUGCGUCGAUAUUAAAGACACUCCAUAAUAUAUCAAAAUUGAAAUAAAUGAAAAUUGUCGAGUAUGAGUUAAUAACCUAUAUUUUGACGAAAUAUAGACGAGCUCGAAAAUGUUUCAAUUCUAUUAUCAAUGUGAUGAGAUUUUGAUAGUGUUAAAACUUUGAAAAGUUCAUCAAAUCUCAGAAAAUGAUAAAUGAUGUCAUAUUUUCUUACGUCAUGCUUCCCUUAAAAUAUUUGUAUAAAAAUCGACCAUCGUAGGGUAUACGAAUAUAAGGCCAUUUGCAUUUUCACCAAUUGGCCGAUAAUAUGAUAUUAGAACCCCGACUUUAUUUACUAAACGUUGUGAACUUCGAUAUUCUGCAUCUGGCUCGGAAUAUAAAAAUGCUACAUGUUAAAAAAAAUUUAAAAAUAAGAAUGCUGUGAUGAUGAUUAAGCCAAUAUAGUGCUUAUAAAUUUUUUUUGUUUGCAAUGACCUUGAACAUCCAUUCUGAUUUAUUUAUUUGGUGUGUUUAUUUAUUACCCAUUAUUUAAUAUUAAAUGUAGAUGAAGCAAUAACCGAGUAGUUGAAAUAAAAUUAAAACAUACCCAA
Molecule: messenger RNA, 4124 nt
Organism: Styela clava
Lineage: Eukaryota; Metazoa; Chordata; Ascidiacea; Stolidobranchia; Styelidae
Product: solute carrier family 35 member E1-like
Source: RefSeq, a predicted model, not a curated record